CGGCACGACUCGACGGUGUCUGCGGUACCGCUCGACGCUCGAAACUACCUUCUUUUUUGUACCUGCUUACUCCCACUUGCACCGCUCUCGAGAACCUAGUGGGUACCAAGACGAAGAAGAAAACAGAAAUACAGCACACACAUCAAGAAGGACUUUAAAGAUAUGUGUAGUGGUUUCGACUGGUGUCGGUGAUGGUUCUUAGUGAAUGGUUCAGUGAUGUUAUAGUGUGAAACGUUCGUUGCGAGUGUCUCGAGGAUUAGGUGGUACUGAAAAGGAACCAUGAGGAUACUCAAUUUAUAUUGGCCCCGCCGUCGCAGUGGCAGCAGCAUCGUGGUGCUGGACGGCGGCUGUUGCGAGGAGGACCUCCAGGAGCCCGUCAAGAAGCACCUGCAGGCGGACGACGUGGAACUGGACGAUAUGGUGAUGAUGCUGUCCACGGGGCAAGGCGGGGGAGGAGGCAGCACGGACGGACCGCAUCGGGAAAUGGCAGUUGACGUGCCGGACACGUUCGUGGCGCGGAACAAGACGCCUCCGAGGUAUCCGCCCCCUAAGGCCGCGCUGCAGGUGGGAUAUGACCGAUUGUUAGGAGUGACAUUCGGAGAUGACACCCAAGAAAGAGCUAUCGACGUACCGGACAAUUUCGUAGAAAGAAAAAAGACGCCCCCGAAAUACCCCUCACCAAAAGUCGUAAAGAGCGGCGUGAACGGAGCGCCGCCCACAUUGCCCGCCACUCCAACGCCUUCCCUGCCGACGGCCAAUGACAGCUCAGUGGGCGUGGCCAAACCGGUACCGCCUCCGCGCGAUCACCUCAAGAUAGAAAAGGACGGACGGUUGGUGAACCGCGCGCCGGCGCCGCAACUGCCGGCGAGGUUGAACAGCGGGAGCGGGGCGGUGCCGCAGACGCCUGUGGCUGUCACGCCCCCUGUGGCCCAUCAGGAGCCCACCAAGGAGCAAUUGGAUAGCAUUAAGAAGUAUCAGAUCAUCCAAGUUCGUAGUAAACUCUUGUCCACGUUGCUCAAACACUUCGUAUAUAUAUCCUGACUGUGAAAAGAAAACUUAGUGAAUAAUGCUCUUUUAAU
Messenger RNA from Acanthoscelides obtectus, 1079 nucleotides. The record is from the annotation of a GenBank genome assembly. Lineage: Eukaryota; Metazoa; Arthropoda; Insecta; Coleoptera; Chrysomelidae.